This is a messenger RNA of Scomber japonicus (chub mackerel), 2274 nucleotides long. RefSeq names its product delta/notch-like EGF repeat containing (gene dner). Bases 1 to 2274 code for a protein of 757 amino acids. Gene Ontology annotation, biological process: Notch signaling pathway. The transcript is spliced from 13 exons. Gene Ontology annotation, molecular function: Notch binding; calcium ion binding. The record is from RefSeq and is a predicted model, not a curated record. Lineage: Eukaryota; Metazoa; Chordata; Actinopteri; Scombriformes; Scombridae.
AUGAGUGUGUGCCGUGUCAUACAAAGCUUUACAUCCCCGGUGCCUCUCCUCCUCCUGCUCCUGAGCAACAGCAUCGGGGCCGUCCCUUCCCCGUUCCAGCUGGCCCCGGACACCCCGGCUCCGGCUGAGCCCACCCCGACCCAGGCCACACCUCGUCCGGACCCCUGCGAAGGCCGACCCUGCCUCAACGGCGGGCUCUGCCUGGCCCUCCCCUCUGCUGGCAGGCCAGAGGACACCUGGGAGUACACCUGCACAUGCAGCCAGGGCUUCACUGGACGCAACUGUGAGUUUUUCACAGACCCGUGUGCCAGCAGCCCCUGUCUCCAUGGAAACUGCAGCCGGAGCAAUGGUGGGGAGGAGGGGGAACCGGCUUACACCUGUGAGUGUAGUGAAGGCUACGAGGGGGAGAGGUGCGAUCAAAUCCUAUUGGACCUGCCAGCUGCAGACUGGGACCCCGCCACCCCCUCCGCCCCUGAGCUGGCUACUCCCGUCGCCUCCACGACCGCAGCCGCCACUCAGCCACCACAGCCAACCACCAUCCCCUCCACUACAACAACAGCACCUCCCACCCUGCAGCCAUGGCAACCCAAACCUGGGCAGAGGCUGCUGGUGGUGCCAUGGGAGGCAGACAGGGUGACUGAGGGUCUGCACUGUGUGAGCAGUGAGCUGUGUGAGCUGACAUCAGGAACUCUCACUCUGUCUCUGGAGGUGCCCGAGGAAACGGCUGUAAAGGUGGUGGUAAAUGCCAGUGGAGCCCCAGUGCUGUGGCGUGUGAAUGAGGAGGGCUUCCUCCGUUCUUCCAUUUUGAAUGGCACAACAGUGUGGUUCCUGCAGGCCCUUGAUGGACUGGUGGUGCCAGACCACUUGCUGCCCCUGGGACAGAACUAUUUCCUCAGUGUGUUGCGUGUGGGCGCCCCUACAGUCCCUGAGGUCACACUGCGUCUCAACCUGACAGUCAAGGCCAGCAGCUGUGUGGAGCCCGGCAGCAGCUUCAGUGACCCUCAGUGCUCCGGCAAAGGCAAAUGUAUAACACAGCCCUCUGAGAGCACUUUCUUUUGCGAGUGCGAGGAUGGCUACACAGGAAUCUUUUGUGAGGAAUUUGACGCCUGCCACCACCGACCUUGUCGCAACAAUGGCACCUGCACUGAUGUGAGACAGGGGGGUGAAGGACGCAAUUUCACAUGCACCUGCCCACCAGGUUAUGAAGGGGAACGCUGCCAGUUGCUUGUUGACCACUGCCUGUCUGAGCCCUGCAAGAAUGGAGCUACCUGCUUCAGCAGCCUGGCCGGGCCGAGGUGCUACUGUCCCGAAGGAUUCCAGGGUGCUACAUGUGAGCAGAAGGUGGAUCCGUGUGCCUCCAGCCCCUGUCACAAUAACGGGACGUGCUACGCACAGGGUCCCGGCCCCCUGGGUUUUGGCUGUAGCUGCACCGCAGGCUUCACCGGCCCUACAUGUGCCCAGCUGGUGGACUUCUGUGCCCUGAAUCCCUGCGCCCAUGGGGUGUGCCGCAGCGUGGGCAACAGCUACAGGUGUCUGUGUGUCCCAGGCUACCAUGGCUUGUACUGUGAGGAGGAGUACAAUGAAUGCCUGUCUGCACCCUGCCAGAACUACGCCACCUGUAGGGAUCUCAUCAAUGCCUAUGAGUGUGUCUGCACACCACAGUUUGAAGGCAGACACUGUGAAAUUUACAAGGACCCAUGUCUGAAGAUGCGCUGCCAAAAUGGAGGCCGCUGUGAGAGUGCAGGACUCAAUGUUUCCUGUGCCUGCUCCCCUGGAUACCUGGGGGAGAAGUGUGAGGUCGACAUUAACGAGUGCGAGAGCAACCCCUGUCAUCAUGGAGGCACCUGCAUUGACCAAUCAAAUGGCUUCAUCUGUCAUUGUCCACCCGGGUGGGUGGGGCCCAGCUGUGAGAUCCACCUGCAGUGGAAGCCAGCACACUCUGAGGACACUCUCACCAAUAUGCCCCGUCACUCCCUUUAUAUCAUCAUUGGAGCACUGUGUGUGGCCUUCGUGCUCAUGCUCAUCAUCCUCAUCGUGGGCAUCUGUCGCAUCAGCCGCAUCGAGUACCAGGGCUCAUCACGCCAUGCCUACCAGGAGUUCUACAAUUGCCGCAGCAUUGACAGCGAGUUCAGCAAUGCCAUCGCCUCCAUCCGCCAUGCCAGAUUUGGCAAGAAGUCCAGGCCUGCCAUGUACGAUGCUACUCCCAUCGCCUAUGAAGACUACAGUCCUGAUGACAAGCCUUUGGUUACCCUCAUCAAAACAAAGGAUUUGUAA